Molecule: messenger RNA, 390 nt
Organism: Ochotona princeps (American pika)
Lineage: Eukaryota; Metazoa; Chordata; Mammalia; Lagomorpha; Ochotonidae
Gene: FABP6
Product: fatty acid binding protein 6
Exons: 4
Coding region: 4-390 (128 amino acids)
Biological process (GO): fatty acid transport
Cellular component (GO): cytosol; nucleus
Molecular function (GO): fatty acid binding
Source: RefSeq, a predicted model, not a curated record
ACCAUGGCCUUCAACGGCAAGUUCGAGAUGGAGAGUGAGAAGAACUAUGACGAGUUCAUGAAGCUCCUGGGGCUUUCCAGCGAUGUGAUAGAAAAGAGCCGCAACGUGAAAAUCGUCACUGAGAUAAAGCAAGACGGGCAGGACUUCACCUGGUCCCAUCACGCAUCUGGGGGACAAGUCAUGACCAACAAGUUCACCAUCGGCAAGGAAAGUGAAAUACAGACCUUCGGGGGCAGGAAGUUCAAGGCCACCGUGAAGAUGGAGGGCAACAAGGUGGUGGCGAGCUUUCCCAACUACCAGCACACCUCAGAGAUCGUUGGGGACAAGCUGGUGGAGGUCGCUAGCAUUGGGGGCGUGACCUUCGAGCGUGUGAGCAAGCGCCUGGCCUGA